UUCCCAAUCAUCUACUCAGUUUACAAUUGCUUAUUCAGAUAGUUUUGGUUUUAUUUAAAACAACGAAAUUAAUAAUUAGCUAGUAAAAACAAUUAAAUAAUUUAUACACAAUUCUGAAGUAUUUUGCGCAACCGGCGAGUUCUAAUUGGAAAUAUCGCUAAUUUAAGGAGUGCCCCUUGUAAAACCUUCAACAUGGAUGAGGAUAAAAAUGUAGCUGAUUCUCAAGAAAUGCAAAAAGCAAUUCAGAGACGCGAUCUUCUGAAAGGUUCCAUGAAACGCAUACUAGCAUUUGUCCAAAACCCUCCCGCAAACAUAUCCUCGGAACUAAUAAAAACACGUCUCAGUCGUUUGGAAGAUGUAUGGAAGGAAUUUACAGAGAAUACAGAAGCACUAUACCAAUUUAAAAAUGAAAAGGACUAUGUGGAUCCAGAAGAAGAUUAUUAUGAAUAUGAGGAUAUGUAUAUGAAUGCCAAAAGCUUGUUCAAUUCGCUUAUACCCAAACAGACAGAUGAUCAACUGAUUGUGGACAAACAAUCCACUUUGAUUACUCAGCUUUUGGAACGCAUAAGUAAAUUGGAGUCGACAGGCAACAGUAAUGUUCAGCAACCCAGAGAGGAAGAUGAUUUUCCACAAAUUGUAAUUAAGCCAUUCGAUGGCAACUACAAUGAAUGGCCUAUGUUUGAAAACCUUUUUAAUAGUGCCCUAGAUACUAAGCCUGACUGGAAGGAUAUUCAAAAAUUUAAAUAUUUGAAAACUUUAUUGCGUGGAAAUGCUAGCAAUGUCGUACAGAAUAUACCGGUAAACGAUGAGGCCUUCACAGCUGCUUGGAAGAGUCUAAAGGAACAUUUUGAUCGACCUAGACUCGUUGCUAAUUUUCAUAUACAAACUUUUUUGAAUCAUCCAGCUUUGAAAAAUUUCAACUCAAAAGAAAUUCGUUCGAUUUGUGGUGUGGCAGGUGAGGUCAUAAGGGCACUUGAUUCGAUUGGAGAGACGGAGCGUGAUCCAUGGAUUAUUUGGAUAUUGAUGACUAAACUUAAUUCAGACAUUUAUACCAAAUGGAAUGAACACACCAUGAAAGAUCCAAAACCUACGGUUGCCUCAUUCUUAAAUUUCCUGGAUCAAUUCUGUAAUGAACUAGGCAGUAAUGAUGACCAUUAUUACCAGAAGGCAACAGGAACAAAGAAGGAAAAACAUCAUCAACGUUCUUCAAGUGUUCAGUCCAUACAUAGACCUGCACCCGUAAAUUCAAACGGCCAAGCAACUUCCGAUGCACCCUCAACGAAUAAUGGUGCAAUAGCGAGAAAUAGACCCCAACAACGAAGACAAUUCUACAAAAAUAAAUCUAAUCAAUCAAAUCAAGCAGCUGCGCAAAUACUACCGAUGACACCACAAUUUCAGCCGAACUCUGCUCCGGUCUUUAAUCCGUUUAAAAGCUAUCCCAUUUAAGAUAUCUUUGAUGCCUACAAAGCAUUUACAUUUCUUAGUUUUAUUUAUACAAUUUGCAUGUAUAUAAUUUGUCAUAUUUUUUUAUAAUCUGUUAUAAACCCUAAAUAAACCCACAUUGGUCACCAUA
Molecule: messenger RNA, 1573 nt
Organism: Stomoxys calcitrans (stable fly)
Lineage: Eukaryota; Metazoa; Arthropoda; Insecta; Diptera; Muscidae
Exons: 3
Coding region: 193-1446 (417 amino acids)
Source: RefSeq, a predicted model, not a curated record